Messenger RNA from Sitodiplosis mosellana (orange wheat blossom midge), 3122 nucleotides. It is a transcript of the gene sad, whose product is annotated as cytochrome P450 315a1, mitochondrial. The coding region runs from base 1316 to 2974 and encodes 552 amino acids. The transcript is spliced from 4 exons. Gene Ontology annotation, molecular function: monooxygenase activity; oxidoreductase activity, acting on paired donors, with incorporation or reduction of molecular oxygen; iron ion binding. The record is from RefSeq and is a predicted model, not a curated record. Lineage: Eukaryota; Metazoa; Arthropoda; Insecta; Diptera; Cecidomyiidae.
AUCAUCAUCAGUAAAAGAAUAGUAGCCGAACGAAUCGAAAGAAAUAUAUGUGUAUCGCUCAUCGACAGCUAUUUUUCUCUCUCGCUUCAAACGAUCGAUUCAAAUACCGCAAAUAAAACAAAAAGUAAAAUGUUUCGAUUGCAUCGAAUACUUCAAGUAUCACAUUGAAAAAAUCAAGCUAAAAAACCAUCGAUUUUGAGAGCAAAACGCUUCCGUUCAUUUUGUGCCGUUUUAAUUAUCACCAUAAAGAACGCCAAAAAAUACCAAAGUAAUUAAAUAGCUCAAAUAAGUGAUGAAAGUUCGUUUUAAUAUUUAAAUUUAAAAGAAGACAAAGCGUCCACAGAGCACAAAAAAUAACAGAUGUCAUGGACAUUUGAAUAGGAACUGCCAAUUAAAACCACAUCCAAAAUUGGCAUAUAGAUUGAGCCCAUUUUAAUUGUGGCAUUUUCGAUGCAUAAUAUGUUUGUAGCAAGUAAAAACUACAUCAGCGACAAUUUUUGGCGUUGAACCAAAAGCCACGUACAAAUUCAAUUGACAAUUUACAUUAGUUAAGUGUGCUGGAGAGAAGCAAAUGAAUUCUUGAAAUAGUUUUGCCGACAAUUCCAUACAAUACAAUACAAAAUACACCACAAUACAAACUAUAAUACAAACAUCAAACGUGUGGCCGGGAAUUAUCAAACCACAUCAUGUUGAUAAGCGGAUGAAUGAACGAAAGAGCAAACAAAUGAAAAAUACGUGUACACACGAUUGGUCGUGAAAGGAGUAAAGAAAAGUAAAGUAAAGUGAAAUUAGAAACGGCACACAUACAGUCAAUUGACUCACACAAGACUGUAUGAGAAUGAAAACACACAUUGAUAAUAAUGUAACGAAAGCUGGAACGAAAGCAAAAAUAAAAUACUAAUUGUACUCACAAUUUUACACGACAGCACUAAGUGAGCGGUUGGUGCUACUACAGCUCUUUUCUUUUUUUUUCCUCUGUAGAUGUAUAACAGUGUGGGUUAACUGCUUCUCCAUUUUUUUCUCUCAUCUAUUCAAUUCAUUUCAAUGCUCGAUAUACAGCUGUCCAUAGAAUACAAUAGUUAAAUCGGUCGGCUAACGAUUUGGUUGUGUGUCUGUGAAUGUGAGAGUAAGUGAGUCUGUAAUUUAUUCUCAACCGAAUGAAAAGUUCCAGGAAUCUAUGUUUGAUUGGAAUUCUAUUUGAUAUUCCGAUUUGGCCGAUUUGAUUGUAUGUAUGAAAAGAGUUAAUGCGGAGGUAGAGUAAAAAAACACAAAAACAAACACGAGCUGAUAAACUGAGCACACAACGGUAGAGAAAAUGCUACUUAAUCGUCGUGUUUUCCAGAACUUUGAAUGUAACCGGUUGCGACGGCAUCAAAUUUUUUACAGCAUUCGAUAUAAAGCUUUGGGGACAUGUUUCAAUAAUAAUACCAUUGGCUCGGGACGCCAAAUCGUUCGCACUAAAAGUGAUAUCAUCACGCACAAUGCUCAAAUUCAGACUCAAUCACACUCGGCUAUGGGCUUUAUUCAGCAAAUACCAAAACACAAUCCGUUUGAAUCGAAUAAGACGCUGCCAUAUGAAGCGAUCCCAUGUGCUGAUCCAUCCAAUACCUGCAGCAUAAGUAAUUUCAUUGCAGUUACAUCACAUCAAUUCAGACAGUUGCUAACUUCUAAAUGGGAUAAUCGUUUCCACGAGGAAAUUGACGAAUAUCAUUUCAAAUUUGGGCCAAUUUUUCGUAAAUCACUUAAACCCGGCAUAAAUGCAAUUUUUAUAAAAUCGCCGGAGCUGUUGCAUGACGUAUUUACUUACGAAGGAAAGUAUCCGAAGCAUCCGUUGCCUGAGGCCUGGACAUUUUACAAUCAGUUGCACAACUGUCAGCGAGGUUUAUUUUUUAUGGACGAUGCAGAAUGGAUGGAAACUCGUAAAAAAUUGGCGCCGUUAAUGUUGCGCAAUGACCAAAGAUUUUCAGCAGCAAUCGAAUGUGCUACAGACAAUUUGAUUGACAAUUUUAAACAAAUUGCUGUUUAUCGUAAUCAAUUUACCGAAUUGCCACAAGUAUUGACAUCAUUGUACGGUUGGUCCAUUCACGUGUUGGUGGGCAUUAUAUUUGGCAACAAGGCUCCAGCUAUUUGCAAUGAAUUGCGAACAACAAUUGAUCACUUUGCGCAAAUUGUACAAAAAGUAUUUGAAGAUACGGUGCCAUUUUCAAGCAUUUCCCCCCAAUUAGCGCGUAAGCUUCAUUUACCCAUUUGGACAAAAUUUGAAAGGAGCGUUACCGAUACGCUCAACAUAGCCAAUGAAAUCAUUGAUUUCGGUCUGAAGCAAUCCAGAUGCGAUGGUUUAUUGGCUGAAAUGAAAGAUUUGGGUAUGACAACUCAAAUGAUUAAGCGAAUUUUCAUCGAUUUAAUUAUUGCUGCCGGUGAUACCACGGCCUUCUCAACACAAUGGGCUCUGUAUCUACUUUCAACGGACGAAAGACAACAAGAGAUGAUUCGGCAAGAGCUUUCCAACACAAAUAAAUUGGACGUACCGCUGUUGGUUCGGGGCACAGUGCGUGAAACGCUACGUUUGUUUCCCGUGGCUACUUUCAUCGGUCGAAUUUUAAACAAAGAUGCCAUUUUAAGUAACUAUCGUGUUGGCAAACACACAUUGAUAUUGAUAUCAAUGUAUAGUGCUGGUCGUGAUGAAACUAGUUUUCCGCAUGCUAAUGAAUUUCGACCGUGCCGUUGGAAUCGCCAUCCGACCACCGGCACGCUUAAAUUGGUUAAUCGAGCACAAGGUUCAAUACCCUAUGCAAUGGGCGCCCGCAACUGUAUCGGACAACGCAUUGCCAACGCUCAAAUGCACAUCAUUCUGACGAAAUUACUACGCACAUUCAAAAUUCAACUGUUGAAUGCAAACGAGAUUGAUAUUGUCAUGCGCUUAAUUAUAAUGCCCAGCAAACCAAUGCGAUUCGCUGUCAAACGGAUCGAUUAAAUUACUCUAAGGUCAACUCAAUGCCAUUGUUUUUAUUUUCAAAUAGUAUUAUAGUAAGUAAUUAUCAUUCGCACGAAAUACAUUCUAAUUUCUGGUGGAAAAUAUAUUAGCUCGUUUUAAAACAAUUUAAUAAAACCAACCAAGCCAA